AUGGGAACCGCUCGUGGGGAUUUUCAUAUGCAGCAAGCCGCGAAAUCCAAACUGCGAGAAACAAAGGAUCCUCUCGAAAAACUGCGUCUUCAAUGCCUUUCUCGUGGAUCAUCAGGAAUCAAGGGACUCGGCCGUACUUUCCGAAUAAUGGACGAUGACGGGAAUAAGAAGAUUGAUUUUCAGGAAUUCAAACGUGGCCUGCGCGAUUACGGUGUCGAUCUGGAGCCGGAUGAAAUCACGGAGAUGUACUCGAGAAUGGAUCGCGAUGGGAGUGGAUCACUGGACUUUGAUGAGUUUUUAAUUGCUCUUAGGCCGCCAAUGAGCAAGAAUCGAAAAAGCCUAAUUGCGCAGGCAUUCAGGAACUGGGCUCGGCAACCUGUGUGA
This is a messenger RNA of Oikopleura dioica, 384 nucleotides long. Lineage: Eukaryota; Metazoa; Chordata; Appendicularia; Copelata; Oikopleuridae. The record is from the annotation of a GenBank genome assembly.